Messenger RNA from Ornithodoros turicata, 4707 nucleotides. It is a transcript of the gene Ipo9, whose product is annotated as importin-9-like. The transcript has 25 exons. Lineage: Eukaryota; Metazoa; Arthropoda; Arachnida; Ixodida; Argasidae. Gene Ontology annotation, biological process: protein import into nucleus. The record is from RefSeq and is a predicted model, not a curated record. Gene Ontology annotation, cellular component: nuclear envelope; cytosol. The coding region runs from base 30 to 3113 and encodes 1027 amino acids. Gene Ontology annotation, molecular function: small GTPase binding.
AUAUUCCAUGCCGUAUCCUAUUAGCAAAAAUGGCGGCUGGCGCUGAAGUUAGUAGGACCUUGAAAGAGGCACUUUAUGAAGCUUUGAACGCUAUUCUCUCGCAAUCUCAAGAAGUGAGGAACAGCGCCGAAGAGCAGUUAAAGAUAUUGGAGGUUACCGAUGAAUUCUGCGUUCACCUGGCAGAGCUCACUGUAGAUCCUCAUGGUCCUUUCGCAAUUCGCCAGUUGGCCUCAGUUCUCCUCAAACAGUAUGUGGACACACACUGGUCAAGACAUGCUGAAAAAUUCCGUCAACCAGAAGCGACAGAAGAGGCAAAAGCCACCAUACGUCAGCUGCUUCCAUUGGGCCUGAAAGAGUCUCUGAGCAAAGUGCGAUCGAGUGUGGCCUAUGCCAUCUCUGCCAUAGCCCACUGGGAUUGGCCAGAGGCAUGGCCGCAACUUUUCGACAUCCUCAUGCAGGCUCUCACUAGUGGCGACAGCAAUGCGGUGCACGGUGCUAUGAGGGUUCUUACAGAGUUCUCAAGAGACAUAUCAGAGAACCAGAUGUUUCAUGUAGCGCCGGUGGUGUUGCCAGAGAUGUACAAGAUAUUUGCCCAACCUGAGAAGUACAGCAUUCGUACCCGGGGACGUGCUGUCGAGAUAUUUUCUACUUGCGCACAAAGCAUAGCGACGAUGGGACUUGUGGAUAAGAAUGCAGCCAAAACUCUCCUCUACCCCAUCUUGCCUCAAUUUACGGAGGCCUUGGUGGGAGCUCUCAAAAUACCAGACGGACCAACGUCUGACAGCGGCAUCAAAAAAGAGAUUCUCAAGGCACUCACAGUUUUGGUGAAGAACGAGCCAAAGCAGAUGUCAACUUGGUUGCCGCACAUCCUGACGCCCGUCUGGGAUACACUCACAGAAAGUGCAAACAUAUACGUAAAAACAGUAGUUAAUGAUUCUGAAGAAGCAGACGACCCAGUAGACUCUGACGGUGAAGUUCUAGGCUUUGAGAAUGUAGUGUUCAUGAUCUUCGAUUUUGUGAGUGCUUUGGUAGAAACUCCUCGCUUCCGUGGGCUAGUGAAGAAAGGGCUGUCCGAGCUCAUCUACUACAUUGUCUUCUACAUGCAGAUCACAGAGGAGCAGGUGCGCACAUGGACAAGCAGUCCUGACCGGUUCGUGGAAGACGAAGAUGAUGACACCUUUUCAUACUCUGUGCGGAUCUCUGCUCAGGAUUUGCUUCUUAGCCUGUUCCAGGAGUACGAAGAUGAAAGUGCUCGUGGCCUAAGUGCAGCUGUUACUAAGCACCUUCAGGAGAGCAGCACUGCACGUACCAAUGGAGACCCCUACUGGUGGAAAAUCCAUGAGUCAUGCAUGCUGGCCCUGGGUGCUGUGUGUGAUAUCCUAGAGAAAGUGUCUAAGAAAGGACAGGUGCACUUUGACCUCCGUGGAUUCUUGGAAUCAGUGGUACUUGUGGACAUUAACACUUCAGGCUCACCGUUCCUGGUUGGAAGAUGCCUUUGGGUGUCCAGUAAAUUUCCUGAAUCUAUGACUCCUGAUAUGAUGCAGAGGUUUCUUCGGACGACUGCAGAUGCAUUGCAGCCGUCUCAGCCGCCAACUCUACGAGUGUCUGCUGUUCGAACAGUCUGGGGGUUCUGUGACUACCUGAGCAACAGCAACCAGUCUGGUCAGUUGGCUCCAUUCCUGGGCUCCUUCACGGAAGGUCUGCUCACUUUGGCAAUGCAGUUCUCUUCAGAUGUCCUGGCCUUGGUCAUGGAAGCCCUUUCCAUAGUUAUUGCUGUGGACAACGAGUUCACGCAUUCUGUGGAGAGCCGAAUCUCGCCUCUUGCAACAGCAAUUUUUCUCAAGUACAAUAGUGAUCCUGUAUUGGUAUCAAUCUGCCAGGACAUCUUCAAAGAAUUGUGCAGAAAUCCUCUGUGCUGUGGCUCUCUACAGCAGAGGCUUCUGCCUACUCUCAUUUCGAUCCUUCAGGCGUCCGUUGACAAGAUCCCUUCUGGGCUGCAAGGGGUGUCCCUAGACGUACUUGAAACAAUUGUAAGAAGCAGUUCGACUCCUCUCUCCGACGCUCUCAUCAACCAGGCUUUCCCAACUGCCCUUCACUGCAUUCUACACACAGACGACAACUCUACCCUGCAGUACGGAGGGGAAUGCAUUCGUGCCUAUGUGUCAGUGGCCUUUGACCAAAUUGCAGCAUGGAGGGAUGACCAGGGACAAAGUGGAGUGUACUACGUUGUCAAGGUAGCUCAGCACCUGUUGGACCCAAAGACUCCAGAGUCUGCAGCAACAUUUGUGGGACGUUUGGUGUCAGUGCUGCUGUCAAAGGCAGGGCCCUCUUUGGGGGAAUGGACGGAUGUUUUGCUGCGUGCUGUUCUGAGUAAACUGCAGCAAACAGCAAGCGUCACCGUAACACAGAGCCUCGUGCUGGUAUUUGCUCACCUCGUUCACACCCAAAUGAGUGCUGUGCUGGACUUCCUAUCUGGUGUCCCUGGCCCCACAGGUCAAUCGGCUCUUGCAUUUGUCCUAACGGAAUGGUGCUCCAGACAGACCUUAUUCUAUGGAAGCUAUGAAAACAAAGUCAGCAUUUUAGCUCUGUGCAAGCUUCUGGAACAUGGCAUUCAGAAUAAUGAUCCACGGCUAGCAGACAUUAGUGUCAAGGGCGACCGUAUCAUCAACCUCAACGAAGGCAUCAGGACGAGAGCAAAGACAGCUGCAAGUCCUGAGCAGUGGACAGAGAUUCCGUUGCUGGUAAAGAUGUACAAACUGAUGAUUCAUGAAUUGGGCCAGUGCCUAGAUGCGGCCAUCGUCCAACGAGAGGAUGAGUCCGACACUGAUGAUGACGAGUGGGAGGACAAUGGUGAAAUGGAUGAAGCAGGAUGUUCGCAAAUCAUGUCCCAAUUUGCCCCAGCUUCAGAUUAUACUGGAUACGACUACGAAGCGCAGGAUGGGGACGAGGACGAUCCAGAUGCCCUGGCGGACCCCAUCUCCAGCAUGAACAUGGAGUCGUGCUUGGUGCAGUUCCUGAGAAGUCUCACCCUGCAGCCCUGCUUUGCUACUUUCUCCCAGCAUCACACGUCGCAGGAGCUGCAAAUCCUCCAGACGGCGGGUGUGAUAUCGUGACGCAGCUGAAGUUGAGCGCAAUAAGAGUAAUGGGACGACGUGCCAAGUUUGCACUUUCUAUAGACAAAUAAUUGAAUGAAAAAUAGUUUCCGUAAACAGUGUUUGUACAAAUUUGUACAAAUGAGUGCAAGACAAAAGUACAGCGUAUUGUGUACAGGAAAUUUUAAACACUAUAUUGUAUUAUACCAACGGGACUAGACGCAAGCUCGUACUGAUUUUCUGCUGUGUGCUGCGUUAACAUGUUCCUAUUGAUGAGCGACUGUUGUGCAAAAUGCUGAAAGCCUGACUGUGUUUUGUAUCUACGAGUCAAUAAUGCUGCUACGUAUCCCACUUGAAAAGUGGACAAAAUCUUUGUAACAAACGGAGAUCGGUGACGGCUGCCACAAAGCGUCCCUAAAGCGCAGGAGCAGUGGAAGACCUGUGGCUUGAACUCUGAGGACAUAUGGAGGACUGGGGUUUGCGCUGAGUGGAUGCAAUAAAUGCUACCCCGUAAAGCAUAUUUUGACUUGGAGUUUAGCUUAGUCUUUAAUUUUAUUUGGUCUUUUUUUCAUUUUUUCUCCUCAUUUCUGUACAUGUGUCUGCUGUACAUAUAGGUAGGUACCUUUGAAGUGUGCAGGUACCAUAAUUGUGAAUGAAAACCAAUGUUUCUAAACCUCAUUUGAACAAGAAUUGUAGCAUUUUAAAUCACGGUCUAGCAUUUUAAUUGCAGUGAUAUGUUUAAGACAGACACCCGUGUGUGAUGUGCUGUAAAAUGUUAGAUACUGUGCAGUCACUUCACUAGGGUAUCAUCCUUGACUUGUGUUGUUGCUGCUGCUGCUGCUGCUGCUGCUAUGUACUUUUAAUAUGUUGGCAUGAUGCUAUCUUUGCACCUACAUACUUUCCUGCGCGCUGUUGUCAAAGUGCCACUGCGCUCUUAAUUGUAGCUCACUAUGUUGUUUGCAAAAGUGUAUCGACUGUGUUGCUCAUCCUCAGGGCAUCAAGCCAGCUGAGAAGUUUGAAACGCUUCCAUACUCGAGUUAAACAAAAUGUCAUUGAAACACAACACUGAAAGCAGAACCUAAACUACUAUGACUGGUGCAUGAUGUUAUGAUGCAGACUAAUUUCUGAAUUGACCUAUUCAUAAGAUUAAGGGGGAGGGGGCGGCAGAUAGUCUCGGAAUAAAUGUAACAUUAUUGGGGUGGGGGGGUGGAAAUAGUCCUGUCACAACUCUGCAGAGUAUCUGAUUCCAUGCUCUGCAGCUAUCUUGUUAUGUGCUUGCAAGCUAUAGAUUUUAACUGUGAUCAACAUAUAUUGUGUCAUUCCGUGUGGUGGGUUGGCACAGUCGCGUUGAAACAGGAGUACAAUACCACCUCUCCCGCAUUUCUGCUGAAUUGUGGAUCGGAUACAUAGGGUGUACGAAACAAAACAAAAAAGAAGUAAAGAAAUCUGUAGUUCAGUUAGUAUCACAUGUUUCCGGCUUUGAAAUUUUUACUUGCUUUUGUUGCAAAUACCUCGUAACUGACUUGCCUGGCGCCAUCUGGUGCUCUUGAAAUGAGCCGUGUGUGAAAAUAUACUUUGUAAUGAAACUGCAGAAACAAAACUCAUGCAAGAUGAA